AUGAAUAAUUCUUAUGAUAAGUCAAAUGUCGAAAGUUCAACGGUAAAUGAAGAUACUGAACAUAAAGAAAAUUUAUCAUAUAAAAUAAAUGAGGAAUUAUAUUAUUCAGAUGUUAAACAUAUCCAUAGCUCUAAUGUUGAUGAGAUUCAAAAUGAUAAUGGGAAUGUAGACUAUACGAAUGAAUAUAAUAUGGGUAAUGUAGAGAUGAAUGGAGGUAAUUAUAUGAAUAAGGAAAAUAUAAAUAUGGAAAAGAAAGUUUGUGGUGAGUAUGAAAAUGUGAAUAGUUUUCAUAAUGAUAAUCUUAUAAACAAUUCUGUUAAUAUUGUAGAAAAUGAAAAUAUAUUAUUAAGAAAUGAAUAUAAGGAAUCGAAAAAAAACCCUAAUAAUAGGAUGAAUAAUAAUAUAGGUAAUAAUGGUGGUAGUACUACAAGUAGUCAUAAUAAUAAAAAGAAGAAAAAAAACGUUACGUUUAGUGAUGAUAAUAUGUAUAAUAUAAGUUAUAAAGAUGUAAAUAACAAUUUGAUUAAUUAUUAUAUGGAUAUGAAUAAUGUGAAUAGUGUGAAUAGUGUGAAUAGUGUGAAUAAUAUGAAUAAUGUGAAUAAUAUGAAUAAUGUGAAUAAUAUGAGCAAUAUGAACAAUAUGAAUAAUGUGAACAAUAUGAACAAUAUGAACAAUAUAAAUAAUGUGAACAAUAUAAAUAAUGUGAACAAUAUGAAUAAUAUACCUAAUGGAUAUUAUAACAAUGAAUUUAAAACAGGGAAUUAUCAAAUUGUCAUGAAGCAUAUGAAUGAUCAUAUUAACUAUGUGAAUAAUACAGAUAUAAAUGGUAAGGGAAGGUAUAAUAUAAUAAGCUUAAAACAAAACAACUCAAACAAUAAUGUAAACAAGCUAAAUAAUAAUUAUAUUGAAUAUGAUAUAAACAAUAAUUCUGGGAUGUAUGAAAGUUGUGAGAAUAAUUACAUAUAUAAUAAUAAAAAUAAUUAUUUUAAUUCCGAUAUAGGAAAUAUAAACCAAGAUGAUAACAAUGUGAAUAAUAUAAAUAACAAUUUUGUUGUUAAAUAUUUAAAAGAUUUAGACAAAAUUUAUCAACUUAAAAAACAUAAUAAGAAAUUAGAUAACCACAAAAAUGUAAACAAUUAUUAUAAUAUGUUAGAUUUAUUAUAUAAUUCUUGUAAGAAAAAAAAAAAUUUAAAUGAUAAAAGAAUAAGGGCUCUAUUAUAUAUAUUCAAAUAUAUUAAAAAUUUAGAAAAAAAAAAAGAGCACAAUAAUUCAGACAUAUUUGAUAUAAAGACACUAAGGAGAUUGAACAAGCAGGUGGAUUUAUAUAUUGACUUGUUAGAAAAAAGGGAGUAUAAAGAAAAUAUGCAUAUAGAAUUAAAACAGGAAAGAAUGGACACAAACAGGAACAAUAAUAAUGAUAAAAAUAAUGAUAAAAAUAAUGACAAAGUGAAUGAUCACCAAUUUAAACAUUUCACUGAUUCAUAUGCACACAAUAAAUUUAUAAAUAAUAUUAUGAAGAAAAAAUGUGAUUUAUUUUUUAAAUCUAAUUUUAAUAAUAUUCAUGUUCAAUCUCCAGAACAAAAUUUCUAUUUCAAUCAUUCACUGAAAAAGGUUAAUUAUAUAAAUAAUUUGUUGGUGUAUAUACAUUUUAUAGUAUUUAAAUAUAUCACGCUUUAUUCAAUAAAUGAAUGGAACGUCUUAUUGUUCAAGGAUAUUGAUGCUUAUAAUGUUUGUGGGAUUAAUAAUGAUCAAAGUUUAAAUAAGACAUCGGCGAGCAUAGUAUCACCUGAUAGUAUGGGAGAUGUAAAUAAUGUAAUUGAGGAUGAUAAUAAAAGUGACCAUCCUAUUAGUAAUAGUAAUAAUAAUAACAACAACAACGACGACGACGACGUCGACGAUCAUGUUAAUAAGGAUGAUAAUAAUGGGGAGGGUGCUAUAAGUCCACAAAUAAAUGAUCAGAAUUGUUUAGAACAAAAUAACAGCACAUGUGAAAUUGCCAUGAUGUGCAAUUUCCAUUUAGAUGAUUAUAAAAUAGAAAAGUUGAACCCUCUUAAUAUGAAUGAAAAUAAUACGAUAGAUAUAAAUUAUUAUGAAUAUGUAAUUGAACCGUUUGAUUUUUUAUUUUAUGAUCAGGUUUAUAACGAGAUAUAUAAUUAUUUACAGAUGUUAAAAAAUCAGAGUUUAUUUCAAAACGAUGAAAGCAACAACAAUAAUAACAACUUUAGUGGUUAUAAUAAUUCUGGUGAUGAUAAUUCUCAAUAUAUGAGACAGUUACCUUUUCAGUAUUACGAAUUUAUGGAAAUUUUAACAAAAGAAGUUAUAAAUGUACGUGAUUUAAUUUAUCGUAAUAAAUAUGUAAGAUAUCUUUUUUAUUAUAUUUAUAGAAACAAUAAAAAUAAUUUGCUAGAAGGUAUAAACAAAAUAUUUUUUUUAGAAAAGAAUAAAGUGUUAUUAUAUAAAAUACAAACAAAAUUAAGAUACAACAUUUUUGUGACCCGAUUUUUAGAAAGCAAUGGUUUAUCUACUUCAAAUGAAGAAGAAAUAGAAAAGCAAAAAAAAAUUAGUUUUGUCGAAGCAAAGAAUAAAUUAUUUGACAGUAUGUUUAAUGAAUAUAAUAUAUAUUAUAAUGAGUAUAUGAAAAAUGUUGACAAAUAUAAUUUGAUUAAAAAGAAUGUUUUUAAUAUUGAGGAAAAAAAAUUUACAUAUAUAAAAAAAAAAAUUAAUAUAUAUUCUGAUUAUUUUGAGCAUAUGAAAAAAAAGUUGGCUGUAGAAAGUUAUUUUCCCCAUGAACGUUUUGAGGAAAAAAUUGAUGAGCACCAAAUUGAAAUGAAUAAUAAUAAUGAUGAUAAUAAUGGUGAUAAUAAUGGUGAUAAUAAUGGUGAUAAUAAUGAUGAUAAUAAUGGUGAUAAUAAUAAUGAUAAUAAUGGUGAUAAUAAUGGUGAUAAUAAUGGUGAUAAUAAUGGUGAUAAUAACCAUAUCUGUGAUGUGUUUAAAAAUAUUAAUCUGGUAGAAUAUGAGAAAGAAAAAAUCCAAUUUGAUGUACCCUUCAAUUAUGUAGAAUUUUUAUACGACAAGAAUUAUGCGUUAAUUAUAAAUAGUGAAAAAAAUAAUUCGAGAAAAUUAAAAGCUGCAUAUAUAGUAAAUAAGAAUUUAAAAAAUAAAGAAAAUAUUUUAAUAAUAACAUCUAUAUUAAAUAUUAUGAAAUGGAAAAGUUUGUUUUUUACAUUUAGUAAUAUAACAAUAUAUAAAAAUGAAGAAAAUAUAAUUGAGAAUAAGGUAGAACAUACAAAUAAUAAUUUAAUUAUAUGUAUAGAUUUUUUACCUAAAACUUUGAAUGUUACAUGUGAUAUUAUUAUAUUAGAUAUGUGUCAUUUUAAUAUAAUAAAUCAAAUUAGUAUAUUGAAUGAAUUGUGUUUUUUAAAUUAUAAAAAGAAAAUAUUAAUAUUUAAUAAUAUUUGUGAUAAUUGGAAUUUUAUAUCUUCUUUAUUUUUGUUAAAUAAUCCAUUUUUUAAUAAAUCGUUUUUGGAUAAUAUCCAAAUGAAUUAUAGUGAAGAUGAUAAGAAAAUUAUAAAUAAUAUGAUGUUAGAUUUUAUUUCCCAUUUUUGUAUAUUAAAUAAACAAAAAAAUGUAUUUUUCAAAGAUCAAAUAAAAGAACAAAAUAUUAUAAAUCUUAAUAUAAAAGAUGAUGAACAAAAUGAUAUUUCGAAAAAUAAUGAUAAUAAGAAUGAGGAUACAUUAUUACAAUUAAAUAAUGAAAAAGAAAUAAAAAAAAACAAAAAUUUGUUUUUUAUUCUAACAUAUAUGAGUGGUGUACAAAAAUGUAUAUAUGAUCAUGCUGAUGAAAAACAUAAAAGAGAUACAUGUAUACAUCCAUUAUUAUUGUUAAAUGAAGAUUUAUUUUUAUUAAAAGAUUUUAAUAUUUCGGAAAAAUUUGAAAUAUUAAAAAAUAUUAUAAAAAAAUGUAUCUUAAUAAAAAAAAAAAUUGUCAUAUGUUAUUCUGGAGAUGAAAAAAUAUUGAAACUUAUAAAAAUAUUAUUACAUUUAUAUGGAUUAAACGAUUUUAAUGCAAUUACAUAUUUUACAUUACCUAACAAUAAUCAAGAACAAAAGGAAAAUCUAAAUAAUCUAGAUAUAUAUGAUGUAUCCAUAAUAAUAAAUGAUCAUAUAUCAUUCUUAAAAUAUUUCAAAAAUGUAAAUAUAACAUGUUAUUUUUUAAUAUCCACAUUUACAAAAGAAGAAGAUGAAUUAUUACAAUUAUAUGGUCAUGAAAUGAAAGAAUUAUAUUUUUAUAAAAAAAAAAAAAAAGAAAUAAUGAAAGCAAAUAAAUCAUAUAGAGAUUUCUUUUAUAGAUAUUAUUUAAAUAAUCUUAUAUCUGAUACGGAUGAACAAUUCUUAAUGUUUAAUAUUAUUGAUCAAAAGGAAAAAAUAUAUUGUAAUGUUAAUUACAAUGAAAUGGUCUUACCUACAUGUUUUGUUUCCUCUAUUUCGGACCCUGAUCAAGCCACUCAAUAUUCCGAACACUGGAAGGAUAUAAAGGAUGCUCAUAACUUCUGGAACUUUAACACGUUUAGUAAAAACAAAAUAAAUUUUUACUUGAACAAAAAAAAUACAGUAUAUGAUAAAUAUGAAAAUGUGGUAAGUCCAAUAUCGGAGGAAUCAAUAGCACCGCCACAAAUUUAUUAUUAUUUGGAAAAUCCCAUGAAGGAAAGAAAUGUUUUCAAUGGUUGCAUAUCCGUAGCAUUAGAAGACAUAAUCCAAGAAUUGAAUAGAAAAAAGGAAAUGAACGAUUUCGAUGAAAUGAAAAAAAAUGUUUUAUUAAAUAUACAGCAGAAAGCUAAUAAAAAACAUUUCACUUCUGUUCGUAAAGUCGAAAAAAUUUUAUCCAAAUUUUUAGAAGAAAAUAAAAGUAAAUCUUUUGAUCAGUUUUUAAAGGGUUGUGAAGCAUACGGACAGAUUAUAAGCAAGUGCAAAGAAAAAUUAUUUGUUACCUUCAACAAAACAUACAACGUGCAAUUUAAAAACUUUGAAGAUUUCUGGUGUGAUGAUGAAAAGAAAAGAAAAGAAAAGUGGAAAAAAUUAUGGGAUAUGAAUGAAAAAAAUGAAUGUGAGAAGGAAAGCAAUUUAUUGUUCAAUGUGUGUAAUGAAAAAAGUGAUUUAACUGAUUUUUCUAAGAGUAGUAGUUUUGAUAAAUCAAAGGGUGAUGCAAAUUUAAACGAAAAGAAAAAUUUCAGAAUAAGAUUAUCAUCACAAUUAUUAGAAGAAAAAGAUCUGGAUCAAUUAUAUCAUGGAAGCAAAAAAGUAUGUUUGUUAAAUGAUUCUACUGAAAAAGAUAAAAAGACAUGUUUAUACAAUGAAAGAAAAGAGGAAUGA
Messenger RNA from Plasmodium falciparum 3D7, 5370 nucleotides. RefSeq lists its product as uncharacterized. NCBI's taxonomy places the organism in Eukaryota, Apicomplexa, Aconoidasida, Haemosporida, Plasmodiidae. The record is from RefSeq and is a predicted model, not a curated record.